This is a messenger RNA of Plasmodium inui San Antonio 1, 426 nucleotides long. RefSeq lists its product as hypothetical. Lineage: Eukaryota; Apicomplexa; Aconoidasida; Haemosporida; Plasmodiidae. The record is from RefSeq and is a predicted model, not a curated record. The transcript has a single exon. The annotation marks the transcript as partial.
GAUAAGAUGUUCAAAACGAUGAGGAAUUAUUUCAUGCUAAAUUUCAAAAGAAACUAUCGACACUAUUCAAGAAAGAAAAACAUAAACAACAUAAACCGGAAAAUAAACGACCCCUAUAGUGACCUCUACAAAAUGAACUAUUACGGAAACAACUUCAGAAGACUUCCAAAUAAAAAGACCAAAUCGAAUGAAUACGAGCUGAUCAGAACGUCCAGUAACACGUUUACUUACGCGUCUCCAUACCCUCCAAACAUUAACUACACCUUGAAACCGUAUCCUGAUUCGGCCAAAGAUUUCUACUACGAAAACAGAAAGUAUGUGAUGAAAUACAAAAACGUCGAGUACAUUCCUAUUAAGAGGAUGGUGUGUAAGGGGACAUCCAGACAAACCAACUGGGACACGUACUACUUGAGGGUUGAAAAGUGA